AUGAUUUUGACUAGGAGGGUCAUUGAAGAAGAGGAAGAAGGACUGAAGCUCGCGAACGAAGAUUUUGAGUGUUGCUGCGGAAGAAGACAUUAUGCGGGCUCAUCAACAACUGCCGACCAUUCGACUACCCUGGACGCUCUUAAGCAGACGAUCGAUUUCCCUAAGGCCACAUGCGACUUCCAGGCGCUCUCACAAAAUGGCGACAGCUUGACCAACCAGCAAAUCGUCCUGCAUGGCUACGUUGGAGCUCGCAGAGAUGCAUCGAAAACGCUCACAUUCGCUGAGCUACACGACAUGCGGCUGUCGUCUACAGUCCAGCUGGUCUCGGCGAUGUCAAGUACUGUAGAUGGCAGCAAUAACCCUCAUGCACUUCUACGCAAUCUCGAAGAACACACUCCUGUGGCAGUCUCAGGCACUGUGGUAUCUCGCAAGGCACCGAAGCCAUCGAAAGCUGGGAACGACUCAAUGAUCGACCAAGGCCGCGUCACGAAUGUUGAGAUCAAAGUUGAGAAGAUCACUCCGCUCAAUGCUUUCCCCAAGGACAUCAUCAUGGCCAAGGAAACAGUCUUUCCGCCAGAGCAGCGACAUUUGCAGAUCCGGAAUGAUCCUAGCAUACGCGAAGCCCUCUUCUUCCGCAGCAAAGCAGCGCGAAUAGUGCGAGACGAACUCUGCGGCAACCACAGCUUUGCAGAGAUCGAGACGCCAUUGCUUUUCAAAUCAACGCCCGAAGGUGCAAGAGAGUUUCUUGUACCGACACGGGCUCCUGGGUUGGCAUACGCUCUGCCUCAAAGCCCUCAGCAGUACAAGCAGAUUCUCAUGGCAAGUGGCAUGCCACGAUACAUGCAGAUUGCAAAAUGCUUCCGCGAUGAAGACUUGCGAGCUGAUAGACAGCCAGAGUUCACGCAAGUCGAUCUUGAGAUGGCGUUUGCAUCUGGUGAAGAUGUGAUGCUUGUUGUGGAGGCAGUCAUCAAGCGUCUGUGGCGCGAGCUGGUGGAUGGCUUUGACACGGCAGAUUUCAACGACACCAGCAAGCUGAGUUUCCCCACUCUAACUUACGAAGAAGCAAUGUCAAGAUAUGGCUCGGACAAGCCAGACUUGCGCUAUGGCUCAGAGAUCCGCCGGAUCGAGUACAUGCUACCCCAAGACCUAAUCCUCAAGAUCGGACCACUCACCGACCCAAUCGUCGAAGUCAUGAAGAUCCCCAUCGCAACAGAACCACACGAAAGCAGAAAAUUCCUCAACACUUUCAUGGACUCUCCAGAAGCCCAGCCCUUCCUCCAAAACCUCGAAGGUCAACCCGGCAUCUUCAUCUUCGACACCCGCAAGCCCCUCGGCGGAAUGCAAGUCCUCGGCUUCGAAGCCGCCGAACAACUCGAAGAAAUGCUCGAGCUAGAAGAAGGCGACCUGGUCAUCUACCAAGCCCGCGCGAACGAACCCUUCCACGGCGGCUCAACACCCAUCGGCAAUCUCCGCCUGGCUCUCCACAAAGCAGCCAUCAAGCAAAACCUCCUCCCCGCGCCCAAGGGCUUCGCGUUCACCUGGAUAACCGACUUCCCCCUCUUCUCACCCAUCGAAGACGAUACUCCCGGCCAAGGCGGCGCCGCCGGCAUCUCAUCGACCCACCACCCCUUCACCUCCCCCGCCACCCCUGCCGACAUUGACCUCCUCCUUCACGCGCCCUUACGCGUAAAAGCAGCGCACUACGACCUCGUCGUCAACGGCGUCGAGCUCGGCGGCGGGAGCAGAAGAAUCCAUAAUGCUGCCAUGCAGGAGUUCAUCAUGCGGGAUAUUCUGAAAAUGAGUGCCGAGCGUGUCAAUGAUUUUGCGCAUUUAUUGGAAGUCUUGCGGGCGGGGUGUCCGCCGCAUGCGGGGCUUGCGUUGGGGUUUGAUAGGCUUGUGGCGGUUAUGUUGGGGAGGGAGUCGGUUAGGGAUGUGAUUGCGUUUCCUAAGAGUGGGAGGGGAGAGGAUGUGUUGGUGGGGAGUCCGACGAGGAUGACGGAGGGGCAGAUGGGGGUGUAUCAUUUGAAGGUGAGGGAAUAG
Fulvia fulva is the source of this 2040-nucleotide messenger RNA. Its product is annotated as Aspartate--tRNA ligase, mitochondrial. The record is from RefSeq and is a predicted model, not a curated record. Gene Ontology annotation, molecular function: ATP binding; aspartate-tRNA ligase activity. The coding region runs from base 1 to 2040 and encodes 679 amino acids. The transcript is spliced from 2 exons. Gene Ontology annotation, biological process: aspartyl-tRNA aminoacylation. Gene Ontology annotation, cellular component: mitochondrion; cytoplasm. Lineage: Eukaryota; Fungi; Ascomycota; Dothideomycetes; Mycosphaerellales; Mycosphaerellaceae.